AUGCAGGGGGUUUGGUAUCCUUGUCCUCAUUGUGAGUUUGUUGCAACUACAGCAAGAUCUUUGAAGACUCAUGUUGAAAGUAAACAUGAAGGAGUGAGAUAUCUCUGUGUUCAAUGUGAUUAUUUUUCAACUACAACAAGUAACCUGAAGACGCAUGUGGAAAUUAAACAUGAAGGAGUUAGAUAUCCUUGUCCUCAUUGUGAGUAUGUUGCAACUCUAGCAGCUAAUCUGAAGAGACAUGUUGAAAUUAAACAUGAAAGAGUGCAUGUUAAAAGUAAACAUGAAGGAGUGAGAUAUCCAUGCCCUGAAUGUAAGUACGCUGCAACUACAACAGAUAAAAUGGCAGAGAUUAUAAAAGAAGACUUAAACAUUGAAGAUUUUGAGACAAAAGAAGAGUUAAUUUCCUUCAAGGAACCAAUCCUUCCCUCCUCUACUGUAGAGGAUACAUAUACUGUUAAUCUACAUAAAGAUGGUAUAAAGAUGGAGAAUACAGAAAUACAAGGAGAAAACAUGGAUGAAGUACUUGAACCAGAGCCUAAGAAAAGUAAGAGAAGUAAUUUGGAAUUUCCUUGUAAUGAUUGUGAGUUUGUUGCAACCAGAGGUUAUCAACUGAAAACUCAUAUUAAAAAUAAGCAUAAAGGGGUCAGUCAUUUGAAGAUUCAUGUUGAAAGUAAACAUGAAGAGGUGAGAUAUUCUUGUUGGCAAUGUGAAUAUGCGGCAACUACAGCAAGUUCUUUGAAGAUUCAUGUUGAAUGUAAACAUGAACGAGUGGAAUAUCUUUGUUUGGAAUGUGAGUAUAUUGCCACUCAACUAUGUCAUCUAAAGACUCAUGUUAAAAAUAGACAUGACGGAGUGAGAUAUCCUUGUUCUCAAUGUGAUUAUUUUGCAACUACAGCAAGUAACCUGAAGACACAUGUUGAAAUUAAACAUGAAAGAGUGAGAUAUCCUUGUUUGCAAUGUGAUUACGCGGCAAUUAGAGCAAGUGAAUUGAAGAGGCACGUUGAAUAUAAACAUGAAGGAGUAAGAUAUCCUUGCUCGCAAUGUGAUUUUGCUGCAACUACAGAAAGAUCUUUGAAGACUCAUUUUGAAAGUAAACAUGAAGGAGUGUGAUAUCCCUGUGUUCAAUGUGAUUAUUUUGCAACUCAAGCAAGCAACCUGAAGACACAUGUUGAAAGUAAACAUGAAGGUGCGAGGUAUCCUUGUCCUUACUGUGAGUAUGUUGUAACGCAAGCAAGUAGUCUGAAGAGCCAUGUUAAAAGUAAACAUGAAGGUGUGAGGUAUCCUUGUUCUCACUGUGAUUAUGUUGCAACUCAAGCAAGUAACCUGAAGAAACAUGUUGAAAGUAAACAUGAAGGUGUGAGGUAUCCUUGUUCUCACUGUGACUAUGUUUCAACUACAGUACAGAAUCUGAAGAGUCACUUUAAGAAAAAGCAUGGGCGUUAUAAACAUGAAGGAGUGGGAUAUCCUUGUUGGCAAUGUGAGUUUGCAACAACGACAGCAGGAUCUUUGAAGAUUCAUGAAGGAAUCAGAUAUCCUUGUUUGCAAUGUAAUUAUGCUGCAACUACAGCAAGUCUCUUGAAGAAACAUGUUAAAAGUAAACAUGAAGGUGUGAGAUAUCCUUGUUUGCAAUGUGAAUUUGCGGCAACUACAGCAGGAUCUUUGAAGAUUCACGUUGAAAGUAAACAUGAAGGAGUUAGAUAUCCUUGUUUGCAAUGUAAUUAUGCUGCAACUACAGCAGGUCAUUUGAAGAGGCACGUUGAAAAUAAACAUGCAGGAGUUUGGUAUCUUUGUCCUCACUGUGAUUAUUUUGCAACUACAGCAAGUAACCUAAAGAGGCAUGUUGAAAUUAAACAUGAAAUAGUUAGAUAUCCUUGUCCUAAUUGUGAGUAUGUUGCAACUCGAUUAGCUCAUCUAAAGAGACAUGUUUGGAAUAAACACGAAAUAGUUAGAUAGAUAUCCUUGCCCUCAUUGUGAUUAUUUUGCAAUUACAGCAAUCACCACGGAGUUAUCUGGCCUUUCUUCAAUCGGAAAAUGAUUCUGUUUUCCAAGAACAAUUUUUAUUUUUCAAAAAUCAACGAUUUUAAUUUGUUAAGUUUUGGUCAUGACAUAAAUUGAAGGUAGAUUCAUUAAUGUUAAAUCUUUUUGUAUAGUUUUUUGCCUUUACCGUUUUUCGCUUUGUUUACGAAAGCUAAGAAAACAGAUCAUUUUUUUGUAAUCCAAAAUCAAAAGUUUUUUUCAUAUAGUUAUAUUAUUGAUACUCUGUUAAUUUGUAAAUAUUUCUAGUUUACUCAAAAUGUAUUUUUCAGAUAGAAUGGCAAAGAUCAUUGAAGAACAAUUAGAUCUCGCAGAGUUUGAGAUAAAAGAAGAAAUAGUUUCCAUCCGUGAAAAUAUCCUUCCAUCUUGUUCUGAAGAGGAAACAUUGUAAAACCUAUACCUUAAGCCCUAUUUAGGAAGUAACGAGGAGUGACGAACCCAGUGCUCACACAAACCUUGAACUACAACAGGAGCUGGAUCCACAUCUAAUCAUCAAUCCUCAUCUUCAAGCUGCAGAAGUUAUAAAGUACUUUCUAUUUAACUCUAUAUUUAGCCAUGUUUAACGAAUAUUUUACCUUGUUGAUUGAAAGCAUAUUUAGCCUAAUUUUAUUAUAUAACUGAAAGUUUUAUCUAAAAAAUUAAAGAAAACAGAUUUUAAACUUAUAUAUAUAUGAAAGGAAGCACGUGCAAUACCAUCAAUCUUAAAAUGUAACCAUGUAUGUGUGUAAACAUAUUUACUCAAAAACAUUCAUUAAAAAUAUUUAACUAGAGGUCUUUUUCAGACCAAAAAAUAUGGUCAUGUUUGAAUGCAAAUCCGAAUAAAUUCUCUACGAUAUAAACAAAAGGUUUGAGAAAUAUUAUAAUACUG
Messenger RNA from Eurytemora carolleeae, 2902 nucleotides. Its product is annotated as zinc finger protein 142-like. The record is from RefSeq and is a predicted model, not a curated record. Lineage: Eukaryota; Metazoa; Arthropoda; Copepoda; Calanoida; Temoridae. Gene Ontology annotation, biological process: regulation of gene expression. The transcript has 6 exons. Gene Ontology annotation, cellular component: nucleus.